AUGGCCGACCAGUCUUCACCAGCACCGACGUCCAACACUACCUCAGCCCCGUCUUUCCGAGAUCAUCUUACGCAAGAAGAUCUCGAAGAACCACCCGCAUACAGCCCCCGCCCGGAUGCCUACACCGGCGAGACGACCGUAGAAUAUGGUCCUUCACGACCAUUUCAGCCAGCCCCUACACAACCCCGCCAAUCAAAUUCAAACUGGCUUGCAGCACCUACUUCGCCACCACCACAAUCUGGCCAACGAUCACCUGGGAGUCUGAUGUCUUUAAUAAACCAGAUAACGGGGGAAUUAACAACACAAUUGACUAUGGCGAGGAACAGUGCUGUUGCUGCGCGGAAUGAGGCGUUGGCUGGCUCUCAGCGUACGGGAAGUAAUGGACAGUGGAAUUCGUACCCAGGUCAAAGUCAAAGGGGUCACCUUGCUUCGCCUCCGCCACAACACCCUGCUUACUCGCUACAACACUCGUCUUCCUCUUCACUGCAUCCCCCGCCGAAUUUACCACCCCGAUCGAAUUUGUUGCCACCCCCACCCCGACACCCUUCGUCUUCUGUGACUAAUUUUACGAGACCUGUAUCUGAUAGCAUGACACCGCCUCUCCCGCCUAGGAGGAGGCACUCGUCCGAGUUCGCAAGGGAUUUUUAUGCCGCUGGACCAUUGGAGGCGGUGUCGAACCCCGAUGUAGGGUCCGCGUCUGGGUCUGAGUCGGGGGUACGGCACACGAGGUCCGUGAGCGAGAGUGGAGGGAGUAGCAGUGCUAGUAGAAACGGGGCAGCGACCGAUUGGGGCGGGGAUGAUGGUCGACCGACAACAACACCUACGCCUGGGCAUCCGUUAUUGCACAAUGGGAAGUUGUUGGUAUACCCGAAAGGAUAUGAGUGUAAUAAAUGCCACAACACAGGCUACAAAUCCAACGACCCCUUAAACCCAUGCAAAAAGUGCUGGGGGAAGCACGCAAAACCAUUCACGGGCCCACUCGUAUACGCGUCUUUCUCCGGCCCUGACGCGACGGGGAACUUCCAGCGUCCGCUCCCUGCGCAGAGUCACAGCUCACAUUCAAGGAACACCCUAACGAAAAAUUCUCGUCCGCCAUCUGGGACUGGCGCAUCUUCUCAGGCUAGUAGUUCUAGCGGAUACAACCCCACCUACAUCUCCCCACCACCACCUCCCGUACCCUACCCUCCAAACGUAAACGUACCCCACCCAUCUACACCCAACCCAAACGUACCCUACCCGCCCAACAUAUCCUACCCCAGUCGGAAUGGUCCGCCCCCUGGUGCGGUGGUGUAUACUUCUGGAGACCCAAGGUUGGGUGGGAGGCUUUGUUGGCGGUGUGAUGGGAGGGGGAGCGUUAGUUUUAUGUUGUUUGAUAGGGAGACAUGUACGACUUGUGGUGGGGUUGGGAGGGUGUUUGAUUGA
Laccaria bicolor S238N-H82 is the source of this 1422-nucleotide messenger RNA. RefSeq lists its product as uncharacterized. The record is from RefSeq and is a predicted model, not a curated record. The transcript is spliced from 2 exons. Gene Ontology annotation, cellular component: cytoplasm. Lineage: Eukaryota; Fungi; Basidiomycota; Agaricomycetes; Agaricales; Hydnangiaceae. The coding region runs from base 1 to 1422 and encodes 473 amino acids.